Molecule: messenger RNA, 4339 nt
Organism: Epinephelus moara (kelp grouper)
Lineage: Eukaryota; Metazoa; Chordata; Actinopteri; Perciformes; Serranidae
Gene: slco2b1
Product: solute carrier organic anion transporter family, member 2B1
Exons: 15
Coding region: 220-2190 (656 amino acids)
Biological process (GO): bile acid and bile salt transport; sodium-independent organic anion transport; transmembrane transport
Cellular component (GO): membrane
Molecular function (GO): protein binding; bile acid transmembrane transporter activity
Source: RefSeq, a predicted model, not a curated record
CCUCAGUGUGUGGGGCAACAGAGCUGCAGGACUCUCAGCUACUGACAGAUCGGCUGUUCCUCCUCCUCCUCCUGCUCAGUGUGGGGCAGCUGAGAGGACUGUCAGCUACUGACGGAGCUUUACUGAAACACUGCGAGGGAAAUCAGAGGAACUGACACGAGCUGCUGCUUUCACAGUUUAGUUUUCCUCUUCUGUCUCUGCGUGGUGAAAACUUAAAUCAUGGGCGCCAACGACCUCAACAUGAACUCUGACCCCAUGAGGUCAUCACCUCCUGCCCGAUCCCGGAGUCCCUUCAACAGCAUCAAGUUCUUUGUGUUCUGCCACAGCCUGCUGCAGCUGGCGCAGCUGUUGGUGUCGGGCUACAUGAAGAGCUCCAUCUCCACCAUCGAGAGACGCUACGGCCUCUCCAGCCAGAAGUCAGGGCUCCUGGCUGCUUUCAACGAGGUGGGGAACACGGUCCUCAUCGUGUUUGUGAGUUUCUUUGGAAGUCGAGUCCAUCGGCCUCGGUACAUUGGAGGCGGAGCUCUGCUGGCCUGCCUGGCCUCGUUGCUGAUGGCACUGCCACACUUCCUGGGAGGACUGUACGAGUACACGGACCGCAUCAGCUCCUCCAGUCUUAACUCCAGCCUCUGCCAAUCAGAGAGCACCCUCGCCACCUCAUCAUCCAAUCAGAGCUGCAGCCAGCAUGAGAGCCACGUCCAGGAUAGGAUGUACCCUCUGCUGCUGCUGGGUCAGCUGCUGCUGGGUAUCGGAGCCGUCCCCAUCCAGCCCUUCGGCAUCUCCUACAUCGAUGACUACGCCAGCAGGAAGAACUCCCCGCUCUACCUCGGGAUCCUCCUCGCUGUGACCUCCAUCGGCCCAGCCGUCGGCUUCAUCACUGGCUCCCUCAUGCUGCGCUUUUAUGUUGACUUUGACAAGUUAUCUAAAGAUCAGAUCCAGUUGAACCAUAAAGACCUGCGCUGGGUGGGAGCCUGGUGGCUCGGCUUCCUGUUGGCGUCCUGCCUCCUCUUCCUCACUGCGCUGCCUUACCUCUUCUUCCCCAGAAACAUGCCCAAAGAGGACGGCGCAGACGAUGUGGAGUCCACCCCGGACUGCAAACAGCCGCAGAGGCACCAGGAAACGUCCCUCCUGCAGUUCCUCAAAAGUUUCCCUCGCAUCGCUCUGCGGACGCUGCGGAGCCCCAUCUACCUGCUGGUGGUUCUGGCGCAGGUCAACCUGGCGGCGCUGCUGGCGGGUCUCGCCACCUUCAUGGCCAAGUUCAUAGAGAGACAGUUCACCCAGUCCGUCCCGUUUUCCACCAUGAUGAUCGGAGGAGUUUGUAUCCCGCUGGCGGUGCUGGGCACCGUCCUGGGUGGAGUUCUGAUGCGGCGGUUGAAUCUCUCAGUCAGCGGUGCCAGCAAGUUGUGCACUGCCGCCAUCCUGCUGGGCAUGUUCUCCUCCACGCCACUGCUGCUCAUUGGCUGCCCCACGCAGAAUGUCUCUGGAGUCUUUCCUGAACGCAGUGACAUGUUGUCAUGCAGCGCUGACUGUCGGUGUCCUCAGGAGGCCUUUAACCCCGUCUGCGGUUCAGAUGGUGUUGAGUUCAGGUCCCCCUGCCACGCCGGCUGUAACGUCAUAGAAAUAUUUUUCACUGACAAGCCAAACAUGACCUACACUGACUGUCGGUGUGUCGGCGGUCUGGGCGUGGCUUAUCCUGGGACCUGCGGCAGCGGAUGCUCCCACCUCCUGCUCCCAUUCGUGGCUCUGCUCGGCCUCACUGCCUUCAUCGCCUCCUUCUCACAGACGCCCUCCUACAUGAUGAUACUCAGGACGGUGCCCACAGAGGACAAGUCUUUUGCAGUUGGAGUUCAGUACAUGUUGUUCAGAGUGCUCGCGUUCAUGCCCGGCCCGGUGUUGUACGGCAGUGUCAUCGACACCACCUGCAUCCUGUGGGGCAAAAAGUGUGGCAAGCAGUCUUCCUGUCAGUACUACGACCUGGACCGCUUCAGACAGAGGUUUCUGGGCCUGCAGGUGGUCUUUGUGUGCGGGGGGCUGCUCUGCUUCCUGCUGACCGUCGUGGUCCUGCGUAGGAGGGCCGGACGCCAGGAGCCUCAGCAGGAAAGUAAACGAGGCUACGAGAUGGUGAAUGACCAGAAAACACCUGAGAACACUUCGUGUAAAGAAAAAGAACUGAUGAGCAUCAAGACCUGAUGAAACACAAGGAGAGGACGCAGGGAGAGAAAGACGCGGAGAUGCUGGACGAGGACAAAGUUUUCUAAAGUGGUCGUAAAGGAACAGGAAGCUGCUGCGCUGACAAAGCUGCGACCAGUCAGUCUGCAUAACGAGGCUGAGGCACUUUCUCAAAUUGUAUUUUUUUAGCCCAGUCACCAGAAGAAAAUGUUGGUAUUGUAUGUUUCUGCAAACCACAGAUAUAUUACAUUGGUACGUUUCAUAUGUAUCAUAUAAGCAUUUCUAAAGUGAGUUAGUGUAUGAGCUGACUUCAUCAGGGGAUGGUGGAUGGUUUAACACUUAGGAGAAGCGGCUGCUAAGCUGCAGACCACAGUGACAGACGACAACAUCCCAAACAGUGUUUUCAGUGACCCUUUGCUGUUUUUCCCGCCUCGAUAGUGCCACGAAAAGUGGUUGUUUUUUACCAAGACGUCACUGUGUUUCCAGCGGGGAUAGUGCCAAAGAAAGCAUUUCUUCUACCGUGACAUCACUGCCUUUCCAGCGAAAUGGAGGCACAAAAAUUAGUUAUUUUCUUCUGAGACAUCGCUGCAUUUCUAGCUGCGAUAGUGCCAUGAAAAGCAGUUGCUCUAAAGAGACAUCACUGCUCAAAAGGUGGUUCGUUUUUACUAAGACAUUGAUGUGUUUCCAGCAGCAUAGUGCCAUGAAAAGCUUUUCUUUUUACUGUGACAUUGCUGCAUUUCCUUCCUGGGAUAGUGCCACAAUAAUAAUUUCUUUUUCUACCAUCACAUCACUGUGUUUCCAGCGGAGCCAGAGGCUCAAAAGAUGGUUAGUUUUCACCGAGACAUUGCUGCAUUUCCUGCUGGGAUAGUGCCACAAAAAGGGGCUUUUUUCACCAUGACAUCACUGUGUUUCCAGCGGGGACAGUGCCAUGAGAAACAGUUGUUUUAACAGAAACAGGGAUGGUGACACUUAAAGUAGUUAUGUUUUCCUGAGACAUCGCUGUAUUUCCAGCAGAGAUUGAAAACUGUAUUAAUCUUUUUUCGAACCAUAACUAAGCUGUUUUAGUGCCUUAAGCUAACCACACAGUGUUGGUUAAGUUUCAGUGUGUCCACUACAUAAUAAAAAGUAACGUAUCCAUGGUUUGCAGAAACAAACAAUGGCAACAUUUCCUCUGGUGACUGGUUUGUCUUUACACUCGGCUCACACUCCAGUUGGACCACUGGUGUGUUUGUACAUAAGCUGAUUCAUAUAUUGUGACAUAUGAUCUAUACACUGUUUUUUUAUACGACGCUCAAACAAUCACCUCAACGUAUAAAAUGGGGCUGGUGUUUAAUAAGCUGCAGUUCCUCUAAUGGCCUCUAUGUGCUGCCCAGAGCAAACUGUGACUGUGUUGAAGUGAAUGGGAAAACUCAAGAGACAGCAAUGAAAUAUCUCAGCAACUGUUGGAUGGACUGUGAUGAAAGUUUUUUCACACUUUCAUGUUUCCAAGCGGAUGAAUCCUACUGACUCUGGUGACCCUUUGACUCUUUCUUUAGUGCCAUCAUCUGGCCAAAACUUAAAAUUGUCCAGUACUACCAGUACAUACUAUCCAGUAAAAUAUCUCAGCAUCUGCUCGGUGGAUUGGAGCAAUAUUUGGUAAAAACAGAAGGAUGACUCCCACUGACUUUGGUGAUCCCUUGACUUUUUCCUAGAGCCACCUGCAGGUAGAAUUUUCCGGACAGGAUGAAUUGUAUAACUUAACUGAUCCAAGCGAUGCCAGGCACGUCCAAGUGCAGCACUGUGGUUUAUGACCAUAAUACUACAGAAUUAAUGACAUUCACUUCAGCCUCAUUCUGUAUUUACUGCUAAUUAGCUAAUAUUAGCACUCUAACGCAGCGAUGGUGAACAUGGUAGUAAACACCCAAAUAUUAACCUUGACAUUGCCAGGUUAGCAUUUAGCUCAAAGCUAAUGUGGCAACCUGGUCUCACUCUGAAAAACCACCACUUGGUCAGUGACUUCUGGCGUCAGACAGGAAACACGGCUGGACAACAACGAAAAUUAAGGUGGCGGAAGUCUGAGUAGGGCGGGUGUGAGGCGUCCAGCAAUCACCGACUUUCACCCAGGAGGCCGGUGUUCACUUCCUGUGAGACUGUAAAGCCAAACCCUGUUCUUUUGUCCUAAACCCAACCA